CGAAGUUGCUCAGAGUCGCCGGUGGGGGCGCUAUACGAUGCAUAAACAUUCUCCUAACGUUUGUCUGGAGAGUGCGUUCACGAGGGCUGUUAGCCGAGUUAGCUAAACUAACACCAACUUAAAGCCAAGUUGAAAUAAGACAUCAGCAACAAUGAAAAGUGGAUCACAACAAGAAAAACUGCAAAACGUUUCUGCCACACUGCUGAUGUAAGAUGGGCUCUUUGUGGGGAGACGCCUCAUCAAUUGGCACAGGGGACUGGUGCAGCUGUCACAGUGUCAGAGUCAUAAACUUAAGAGUAUGAAGGAAGGAGACAGUAAUGUACAUGUUGAUAGUGAUUCAGACACAGUAGAGAAGAACGGUACCAAGUGUAAAGUCAAGUGGAGCAAAGAAGAGGAUGAAAAUCUCAAAAUUCUGAUCCGUAACUUUGGGAAAAAAGAUUGGAAAACCAUUGCCAGCUUUUUACCAGGGCGGACUGAAAGCCAGUGCAUGCAAAGAUGGAGAGCGUCCAGUGAUCCUAAAGUAAUCAAGGGCUUGUGGUCUAAGGAGGAAGAUGAAAAGAUAGUUCAGCUGGUGGCGAAGUACGGCACUAAACGUUGGACUUUGAUUGCCAAACACCUCAUCGGGCGUUUGGGGAAACAGUGUCGUGAGCGUUGGCACAACCACCUUGACCCACUUGUGAAAAAGACCUCCUGGACCAUAGAAGAAGACCUCAUCAUUUACAAAGCCCACACCAUUCUGGGAAAUAAGUGGGCUGAGAUCGCCAAGCUACUCCCUGGAAGGACUGACAACUCUAUCAAGAACCACUGGAACGCCACAGUCAGACGUAAAGUAGAUUUGGGCUGUUACAAAGACGCCAUUGACAGCAUUUCCCUGGACAUUCAGCAGUUUGAUGAGGGAGAGCUUGACUUCAAAUGUGACGUUGUCUUGGAUACUGAACCAGUAACUGCUGAAGUGAUCCAGCCCAGCAAAGAGGAGGAGUUAGUGGAGUGUCAGCAGAAAAUGGCAGCUCCACCCCCACAGAUCGUGCCAUCACGUAAAGACCUUUGCUCCCACAGUCCCUCCUUGCCCCCGAGUUCAAGUUCCAGUCCCAGCUCCAGCUCUGGUGCUGCACCAGUUGACCAGAAAAAGUUUGCUGAUGCAGCCCUGAGGAUGAUCGCUGAAGACAUGCUACCUCUCAGUUUUGUGGAAGGCACCGGGUUCAGAUCGUUUGUGACGACCAUCAGCCCUCAUUACACCAAGCUGUCCCACCGUGCCUUGGGCCUGCAGCUCUAUGACGAUGUAGAGAGAACCCUCAAACCCCAGCUCAUCAGGGAGCUAAAAGCAUGCCUUGUGAAAGGUGUAGAUGCAGACAAGUCCAUUCAUGUCACUUUUGACCUUUGGGCAGGUAGAGGAGUCCAGCCAUUGGACGAGCCUAUUGUUGUUGUGCAGCUCCAUUUUAUCAAUGAAAACUGGCAGAUCCGCCGUCCUGUUGUGGCAUUCCGUCACCUCAGCCACAAGAAUCUCAGUGCCGCUGUAGACAAGGAGCUGGAAGCUGUGUUGCUAAGCCUGGGCGUCUUUCCUCGCAGCAUUGGCUAUGUCAUCACCAACCAGGCCAAAGAGGCUUUGGCUGCAAACAACUUGUUCUGCGACUACAAGACCAUGUGCACAGCUUACAAGGGAGAACCUGAUGGAGAUGAAAUCGCAGCAUUUUUGUCAGAUCUGAUGUCUGAAACGGAGUUGCCCUUUUCAGAGCUGCAGAUUGGGACCAGGACCAUCUGUAUGGCAAAAACCCUUCAGCUGGUCAUCCAAGAGGCACUGAAGAACUCUCGGGUUGUGGAGAACCUGCUGUCACAGGUCCACAAGGUAGUGGCUUUCUUCAGGAGCAAUGCCUACUGGAGUGAGGUGUUGAUGAAGGAGGCCGGCUCGUCUUUGUGUCCCUCCUCCAGUAACUGUCGCUGGAACGCCAUGAUGGUGUCUUUGCGUCGUAUGGCCCAGGAGUCAGCCUGGAGUGCCGUCAUGACAGUCCUCGCCCAGGCUCGUAUAGACGCCAACGACACAGCCACUGCUCCGCCUCUGGUUAUGGUUAAAAGGGAGCAAGUGAUUGACAUCCUGGGUCUCCUGGAGCCCUUUGAGGAGGCCUUGCAGGUCCUGCAGGGAAACGGUGUGACCAUGUCUUUCAUUAUCCCCUCCCUCAUUGGUCUUGAUAAGACUUUGGAGAGCCGUAUGACUAACCACGCCCCCUUCAACAAGGCGCUGCGCACAGGCCUCCACACACACUUCCAGUCCAUAAUUCACCAAAAGGACCUCAUUCUGGCCACGGUGCUCGACCCCAGGAUCAAACUGCAGCCAUUUCCUGACACCAAAGAGGAGGAUCGGUUUGGUUUCUUAACAGCACCGUCAAAGUAUCAGGCUCGCUCAGUUGUGGAGGCUGUGCUGGGAAGCAUGGAGACCGUAUCCUGUCCCUCUGUGGAAUCAGACACCAACCAGAAAGAAGAAUUAAAACGGGAACCCAACACAGAAAACGUGUCAGAGGAGUCCGGCGACAGCUCAGAUGAAAACUGUGACAGAGUCAACAGAAACGAGCUCAAGCGCAAGUCCAUCUUCAACUUUCUCCAGCCUCCAGCCAAGACGACGAAGGUGUCAGAGCUCGGCAUGUACCUGUCGGAACCCGUGUGGGAGAAUGAUUCCUGCUUGCAGUACUGGAAAUCCUCUCGCUUCACUCGGCUCCAAAGAAUCGCCAAGAACCUGCUGGCUGUGCCGGCCACUGCUGGUGGCUUUGACCGGCUUGUUCCCAUGGCAGCAUGCAUCGUCAAAGCGAAGAGGAACCGGUUGCCGCCGCACACUAUGGAGCGGCUGCUUCUCUACAAAGACUCUGUCAAGACAAAGAAUGUUAGACGGCCCAGUGCUGCCACCAAACAUUGACAGUCGGCUAGUUACCGUAGGUGCCUUCCACCUCAAGAACAUCUCUGUUUCCUCAAACAUACCAGAUAUUUCAGCCGUCAGUACUUUUACUUUCACAGCUAAUGGAAAUGGUCCUACUUUGUUGUUUGGGUUAUUUACCUUCAUGUCAGCCCCAUUAAUAGCAGUUUUACAAAAAAAAGCGAUGACACAAACUUGAUUUGUCUCAUGUCAACUAGUCUGUAUGGACUAGUUAAGUAGAAAUAAAUCCAAAGUCCACAAUAGAUAACUGGUAACAUGAAGUUUCAAAAUAACCUAUUUGCUACUUGAUGUUCACACAUGUUUAGAAGAAAAUGUCUAAAUAUAAUUUAGGAAUAUAACACAAAGUUCAUUCUAUAAUAACAUAAAAUGAGAUUUCCGUUUGAUUGGUGGCUGACAUUGUAGCAAAUAAACA
Molecule: messenger RNA, 3332 nt
Organism: Thalassophryne amazonica
Lineage: Eukaryota; Metazoa; Chordata; Actinopteri; Batrachoidiformes; Batrachoididae
Gene: mybl2a
Product: v-myb avian myeloblastosis viral oncogene homolog-like 2a
Exons: 13
Coding region: 299-2902 (867 amino acids)
Biological process (GO): positive regulation of transcription by RNA polymerase II; mitotic cell cycle
Cellular component (GO): nucleus
Molecular function (GO): RNA polymerase II cis-regulatory region sequence-specific DNA binding; DNA-binding transcription factor activity, RNA polymerase II-specific; protein dimerization activity
Source: RefSeq, a predicted model, not a curated record